Messenger RNA from Adineta ricciae, 2247 nucleotides. Lineage: Eukaryota; Metazoa; Rotifera; Eurotatoria; Adinetida; Adinetidae. The record is from the annotation of a GenBank genome assembly.
AUGCUUAUUCGACAGAGUUUUCUUCUUUUAAUCAGCAUUAUAAUUGUUUUUAUCAAUGCAAAACCACUAGAUUUCCAAGAUUCGUUUGGAAACGAGGGUGAUGAUGAUGAUGCUUAUUACGAUGGUGAUCAAAAUGGUGCCGUUCGUGUCAAUCUCUUUCAAACACUCGAUUGUUCAAUUCAAUGUCCACCAUAUUGGAUUGAGCCUGUUGUACAGCAGAGGCAAACAUUAGUCUAUCCAACAUCCGCGUCGGUUUCGUUGAAAUGUCCAUAUGAUGCGAAGCCGAAAGCGAAGAUCACAUGGUUCAAAGACGGACAACUUUUCCUACCAGAACUUUACGAACUGUUUUCAAUCGAUCAUCAAUUUUUGAAUAUCUCAAAAGCAACGAUGUACGAAGCAGGUCUCUACACGUGCGUGGUCGAGAAUAGUUUGGGAAAUAUUAGUCGAUCAUUUCAAUUGAUUGUCCAAGGACGUAGUCUCGAUCGACCAGUCUUUAUUUCUAAAUCGAGCAAUUUAACAAAAUAUGAAGGUGACAAUGUCACAUUCGAAUGUCUAUUCUAUUCCGACUCGAGUCCGUUCGUUCAAUGGUUUGUCCAACGGCAAGCGAUAAAGCAAGGAAGUCAAACGUAUCAACACAAUGAAUUAGAAUUCAUAAAGGAAUACAAUCCACAUACGAUGUCUGAAGACGAAGUCAAAUUAUUAAGCAUUCAACGCUUAGAACGCAACGAUUCGGGCACAUAUCUUUGCCGGGUGUUGAACGAAUACGGUUAUACUGAUUUACUUCAUUAUCUGCACAUUUUACCUGCUUCGGAACGGCCUUCAUUACUGAAAGGCGUUUCAGCAACUAAACGGCAUCAUAUUUACAAUCGAUUUCCUGAUGAAAUUAUAAUAACUAUCGUUUGCGUGAUUGGCAUAUUACUAUUUGCUUUCAUAUUUUUCCUUAUUUAUCAUUUUCGAAAUGAGAAAAGCCUACGUCAAACGCUCCUGGCAACGCGUAUACUAGCAACACGAGGUAUUAACAAUUUAAAAUCAAAUCAACUCUAUCGAAGUGACAUCGAUCCGAAGACAAAACGAUCAUUGAUUGAUGAUGGUUGUCGUCGAUUUCCAACCGAAGGAACUAUUUCAACUAUUAUCUCGUCAUACUAUGACGAUCAAUGCGAAUUUAUUCGAGAAAAUUUGACUGUUGGCCAUCUGAUUGGCAAAGGAGCGUUUGGUUUUGUUUAUCAAGGUAUUGCAAAAGGUAUUAGCCCAAAAGAAAAAGUAACAACCGUCGCAAUAAAAACUGUUCAAGAUGAUGCAUCACCUGAAGAAAUCGAAAACUUACUUAAAGAACUGUCCGUUAUGAAGAUGGUUGGUAAACAUGUGAAUAUAAUCUCUCUACUCGGUUGUUGCACGAAAGGAGAUCAAGUCAUGUUAAUUGUCGAAUAUGCGAAACACGGCAAUUUACGUGAUUAUUUACGUCGCAAACGUCCUCCUGGUCAUGUUCUUUCAGGCUCAUACGAAGGACCAUCGGAUACAGAUUCGAACGAGCCAAGUCACACCAUCAACGACGACGAUGCUGCACGUCCAUUAACUACUGUUGAUCUACUUCUAUUCUGUUUUCAAACAGCUUCAGGAAUGGAAUAUUUACAUUCGAAAAAAUGUAUUCAUCGUGAUUUGGCUGCUCGAAAUGUUCUCCUGGCGGAAAAUCGUAUUUGUAAAAUAGCUGAUUUUGGUUUGGCAAGAGAUUUAACACAAUUAUACUACUAUCGAAAACAAACGGAUGGUCGAGUGCCAGUCAAAUGGAUGAGUCCCGAAGCAUUGUUCGAUCGUAAAUUCUCGACUAAAAGCGAUGUUUGGUCAUAUUCGAUCUUGGUAUGGGAAAUCAUGACGUACGGUGGCACACCGUACCCGUCCAUUGCAGCAGAGAAAUUAUUCGAUUACUUGCGAGAAGGUAACCGUAUGAGUCAACCGAUCAAUUGUCCAAAUGAAAUUUUUCAUUUGGUUGAAUCCUGUUGGACGUUUAAAGAAUCACUACGACCCACAUUCGCACGAAUUUGUGAAAUUCUUCGAGAAUAUAUCUAUGGCUCAUCUCCAGUUGAUUAUUCCGACCUAGAUUAUGUCGAUUUCCCGGAGAUAUCAUCUCCAUCGAUGAGUGAUUUCCCCUCAACAACCAUCUUACCUUUAUCAUCAUCAGGGAUUGCAAGUGAUACGAAUAGUCAUAGUCAUCUAACAACAACAGCAACAUCAUCAUCGUCCUUGUCGUAG